Molecule: messenger RNA, 5838 nt
Organism: Eleginops maclovinus (Patagonian blennie)
Lineage: Eukaryota; Metazoa; Chordata; Actinopteri; Perciformes; Eleginopidae
Product: cytosolic carboxypeptidase 4
Exons: 27
Coding region: 79-3522 (1147 amino acids)
Biological process (GO): protein side chain deglutamylation; proteolysis
Molecular function (GO): zinc ion binding; metallocarboxypeptidase activity
Source: RefSeq, a predicted model, not a curated record
GACAAACAAAUAACCAGAUAGAAAACCAGACAGGCUGCUAGAUCCAGAUCCACUCGAGAGAAACAAUCGGAAACAGUCAUGUUUGGUCACGGCCGAAAAAAUUUCACCUGGAAUGGGACGCUGAAAGAGCUGGAAGGCAGCUGCCCAGAACGAGGUCGACCAGCUAUGACAGCCCCCCUGAGCUCGUCCAGUGGCUUGGAGGUCCUCCUCUCCACCCUGCAGAAUGCAGGGGAUGUGGAGAGUACCUUAAAUAUCCUCAAUGUCCUGGACGAACUUCUGUCUGCUGGUACGGAUCGUCGUAUCCAAUAUAUGAUCAGUAAAGGUGGCAGCGAGGCCUUGCUCAGCGCACUGGUCAACACUGGCCGCAGCUUCAGUCCCAACUACACCCUUCUGCUGCCACUGCUGCACCUGCUGGCUAAAGUUGGACACAGAGACCGCCGUAUUGGUAUGAAGGCAGAGGAGGCUGGAGCUGUGCUGCUGACUCUGAAUCUGCUCAGAAAAAACGUCCAACAUGCAAAAAGGGCGGCAGCGUUCCUCUGGGUCAUCCAGGUGUUCUGUUCAUCAGUUUCUACAGCAAACCUUUUAGGAGAAAACCAAGGACUGGAUGUCAUCUACCGCCUCAUCCCUCACUAUGCCACCAAAAAUCAGCACACCAUCAAGGUAGCCAUUGAUGCCUUUGCUGCUCUGCUGUGUACGAAGGCUAAUGUCCACUGGGUGGUAUCCAAGGGUUACAUCUCUGGCCUACUGCGGCUCUACGAGGACUGGCACAGCAACGGAGCUCAAGAUGAUGCCAUACCGAUCCGCCACUCCCUGCUUCGCUGCCUCCAUAAGGUCACUAACAGUACUGCAGGGAGACAGGCUCUCGUGUUGCAUGGAGGCAUCAGACUGCUGUAUGAAUCUACACAGACAUGUUUGCUCAGUAAAGGUCUGGAGUCUCUGGUGGAGCCCUCUGUGCAGCUCAUGAGGAAGUGUCUUCCUACAACUCCUCUCCCACUGACUACAGAUCAGUCUGCAUACAACUUCCCCCUGCCUGGGAGAGUACACACUGUUCCUGACAUGGACACAGAAGAAGAUUUGAGAAGUGAAGAGAGUGAUGAUGAGGAGGCUGAAGAUAACCCAAAGCCAGACUAUGAUGAUGAUUUGGAGACUGACCUGAACAAACUUCGUGUCCGUCCUGACCCGGACAGACCCAAAGAGCUCCUGCCACAGUACAACCGCGUCUGUCCUGAACUCUCACAUGACUUCCAGGAGCUGGAUUUAAGUUCCGAGCCUGAGGAGAGUUCAUCAGCGUCAUCGUCUUCCUCAGACGACGAAGCUGUGUUCGGCCCCCCCAGGAGGGACAGGAGGAAGAGUUCUGCCAGCUGGGAUUGGUCCCCCUCCUCCUCGGGGUCUCACUCAGAGACAGAACCAGAGGGACACACAGCAGCUGCCUCUAAUUUAGAGGCCUGUGAUUUCCACAGUCACAGCAGCAUCCUCAGCACCAGCCCCAGUUUCAGGACCAUGGUGAGAGAGGCAAGGGGAGAAGCACCUCCCGGGCAGAGAGGGGAGGAGGUUGGUGAUGAGGAGGACGCAGAAGAAUCCCACCACUGUACCAUGAUAGACACGCUAUUGGACAGACAUGGAGUCUGUAUUCCCCACCAUGAACCCAGGCUGUACCGCGCUGCUGCUGCCCAAACCAAAUCUAUUCCAGGGUUCAGCAUCCUGGCUUUCCCUGAUUUCUGGGGUCACCUCCCACCACCAGGGCAUGAACCCAUGGCUCCGCGUAAACCCAACAUACAGAGAAAGAAGGUGUUUGAAGAUGUCCAACGUUUCCUGAAUCCAGAUGAUAUUAUCGACCAGGUUGUGUUUGACCUGGAAGAUAGCAGUCUUCAGUGUCCAUCUGAUUCCUUGAGGUUUUACUCUAAGUUUGAAUGUGGGAACCUAAGGAAGGCUGUUCAGGUUCGAAGAUAUGAAUAUGACAUCAUAUUGAAUGCUGAUGCUAACUGUAACCAGCACACGCAGUGGUUUUACUUUGAAGUCAGUAACAUGGUUCCAGGCACCUCCUACCGUUUCAAUGUGAUCAACUGUGAGAAGAGCAACAGCCAGUUCAACUAUGGAAUGCAGCCCGUGCUGUACUCGGUAAGGGAAGCUCUGGAAGGAAGACCACACUGGGUCAGGACCGGGGCUGAGAUUUGUUACUACAGAAACAACUAUUGUCCAGCUCAGUGCAGAAGGAGAACCACCUUUUAUACUCUGACCUUUACCAUCACCUUCAAACACAAUGAAGAUGUCUGCUACCUGGCCUACCAUUAUCCCUACACGUACUCUGCUCUCAAGGCUAAUCUGAAGCUGCUGCAGAGGUCAGUGGAUCCUACCAAGGUGUUUUUCCAGCAGCAGGUUCUUUGUAGCACUCUGGCUGGAAACUCGUGCCCAGUGGUGACCAUCACCGCCUGUCCUGCCAGCAGGAGCUGGAGAGACAUGCACCAGCUCCGUAAUCGUCCCUGCAUCGUGCUAACAUGCCGUGUCCACCCCGGUGAGUCCAAUGCCAGCUGGGUGAUGAAGGGCACCCUGGAGUUUCUGUGCAGCAGUGACCCAGUGGCCCAGAGUCUGAGGGAGGCCUUCAUCUUCAAGAUCAUCCCCAUGCUCAACCCAGACGGAGUCAUCAAUGGCACGAAUCGCUGUGAUCUGAAUGGUGAGGAUCUGAAUCGUCAGUGGAGUAAACCAGACCCCGUCCUCAGUCCAACCAUCUACCACACCAAGGGCUUCCUCUACUACCUUAACAGUAUAGGUCGCACUCCACUGGUUUUCUGUGAUUACCACGGCCACUCGAGAAAGAAGAACGUCUUCCUGUACGGCUGCAGUUUGAAGGAGACCCUCUGGCAGUCUGGCUCUGCUGUUAACACUAUGGGAUUAAAAGAGGACCCUGGAUAUAGGACCAUUCCAAAGACCUUGGAUAGUCUCGCCCCAGCUUUCUCUUUCAACAGCUGCAACUAUUUGGUGGAGAAGUCUCGCUCUUCCACAGCCAGGGUGGUGGUGUGGAGGGAGAUGGGCGUGCUGAGAAGUUAUACCAUGGAGAGCACUCACAACGGCUGUGACCAGGGAAUAUACAAGGGCCUGCAGACAGGAACCAGGGAGCUGCAGGAGAUGGGUGUGAAGUUCUGCCACAGUCUGCUGUCUUUAACCAAAGACUUGAAGGCUUUUUACAGCCCAAGAACCAUCAACCACAUUGACAUGGACCACAAGUCUCACAACUGCUUUGAAGACGAUGAGCCUCCAUGUGUCGAGCAGAUCGAGUAUUCCACAGACUGUCCCUUGCUUAAAGGCACUGAUCUGGAUUCAGAUGUCAACAGAAACAUGGCCCGUGCUGAUGAAGAGGAGGACGGCGACGAAGGACAAAGGGGGGGAACACUCUGCCGAGGCAGCACUGGCCAAUCGCAGCAGUCAAUGAAGAGCUAUCUAUUCCCUCACCUGAUGAGACAGUCCUCCAGCGAGAAGAGAAGCAUGUGUAACGGUGUGAGCGCCAAUGGACAGAUCAUGAGUUAAAUAAUGAUUUCUACAUUUUUUUUUACAACUUUUCUACAAAAGCCUUUCUUAAACCACCUAAAUAAUUGACACAAACUAAACACAAAAGGUUGGGAUAAUGCAUCAAAUCUCUUUCAACCUUAAAAUACAGUGAGACUUUAUAUAGAAACAAAAUACUGCACUACACAACUCACAAGAGUUACUGGAGCCCACUCCACCAUCUUAGGAAGGAUCAGCAAAGCAGCACUGCAAACUCUUUAAAUGUAGAUAGCUUGUGUUGUAUCUCCUGCUUGAGCUCUUUGAUAUCGUUGCUAAUGGCUAGCCCGAAACGAAGUGUUUCUGCAUUAUCCUUUAGCUCUAGCUUCCCUGUUAGCUCUUCCUUGUGUUCACUAGCUUUGUCUGUUCUCCCAGUUUGUCUGGAUUUUUGUUGAUUUCCAGCUUUUUCCGAUGUUUGCCCAACUGAUAUUUAACCUUUUUUUGUUGAGUUGAAAGUUGAAUGUUGUGGGUUGGUUAACCUACAACCUGCCCACUUAUACCAAAAGUCUAGCACUGCAAACUCUGCUACUCCAACAAUGCACAACUGUGAUUACUACAAAAUCAUCACGUGUACCUGUAAUUGUCAUUUUGAUCUCAUUAUCAAACAUAGGAGAGAUUGUUUAUUGAGCCUAUAUUGAAAGGGACAAAGUGCCUCACACCUCUCUGGCAAGGCUUUCUUUUCUGAUCUCUGACAUCUUUAUCCUAGGUUGACUGGGUCUGGCAUGGAUUCUAGCUAGUGCUAGCUAGUCGUGGUGUGUGCCUGCAAAAUGCUAGCCCCCCCCCCAGAUUAGUAUCAAUGACAGGAGCACUGACCUUGGGUACAACGUAGCUGGAGAUGCAACUAAAAUGUUGUAGGUAAUCCAAAUCUAAUUUGGUUUAUUGCCAAGUAGGUUUUCGCUUACAUUACCCGAUUACUAGUGUAGCCGUUGACGUGGACAUGCCCACGGGAGCUAAUUGGGGUUGAAGUUUCCUGCCCACAACACUUUUAACAGCCUAUCCAUGCUGCUUAACAGUAACCAACUGCGCAUCACCUGCAGACAAGGCUAUGCUAAUACUAUCACUAACAGGCCUGCUAUCAGGAGAUCCUGGGACCUCUUUGGUUACGUCAGCAGAGAUGAUUUGUAGCUUUAGUAGAGAGAACCUAUCUGUGACAGUGGAGCAAUGACACAAAACGUCAAAGCGCAAUUACACAAAAAGUCAAAGCGUAUGGUUAGGUUAAGCUGAUAUGCUAGGCUAGGCGUAAGACCAAUGAUAAUGUAUUUAGGGUGUUCCAGCAGAGAUUUGUUGUCAGUGCUGACUCACAUUAACACACUCCUUAAAUAUUUUUUGGUAGGGUCCAAAAAUGAAUGUCCAUGCCUUGAUAAUCUUGGAGAUAAUUUCCAAGAACAAUCAGGAACAUGCUAUCGACAGAAGCUGUCAUUGCAGAGUUCGUGGAGUGCUUGAAGAGAUAUUUAGUGGAGAUUAUUCAUCCCACACUGAGCGUGACACAUCUGGGUUCUGCUCAGUAUUAAUAAAGAUUCCGAUCCAGUUUCAAAAAGUCCUAGAUGGACUAGCUAUUAAAUGAUUCAAUAAGAACUGGUUAUGAGGUUAUGAGGGUUCAGGGUAGUCUUAAUGGUGUGGACUGGUCCCAAGCAAGCGAACAAUUAACAUGAAAGGAAGCCAUUCCUCUUAGAAACAUAGAUACUACCUUUUUCUUUUUUCUUAAAAAAUAUCUCCAGUUAAUUCAAUAUUCAACACAGUGGCAGAAGAAAACUUUCUCAUCUUUAAAAACAUGUUUUGCAAAUGUUAGAAUGGUUGCAUUUUAAAUAUUGUGUUUUUUAUUCAUUGCGUGUUGUUGAUAUUUAGUGGUAUUACAUUACCUUGAAAAAAACCCUAGUUAGCCACACACACUUUAGAUGAUUUGUUUCAGAAGAAAAAGAAUGAAAUUCGUAUGACGUAGUUUAUUUCUGUUUGUAUACUAUUUAGAAUUAGAACAUUUAAACAGCAUUUCAAUAUAAUUGUUUCUAUAUCAUAGCAGAACAUGUGCAUGUAAUAUGAAAACUACAGUGUAGGGUGGUGCCUUGAUUUCUGAUCAGUUUGAACAAUGUUGUUGUAUGGAUGUGUUUUUCAUCUAGAUUUUAUAAGACAUUUGUAAUGUUCAGUGACACAUGUAACAUAUGAGGCUUAUAGAAUAAAAGUGUUUGUUUUCGGAUUAUUAAAUGAUGAACAAAGAAAUAUAUCAUGUUUUAUCCAUGUUGUUCUUAAAUUGUUAACUCCCCAUUGAGUCAACACAAAGCGAGAAAUAAAAUAAGUAAACUUUUA